AAUUUUUUGUGUUUUACAGGAAGACUAUGAUAAAUAUGGAAUCCGAAUUAGAGUAAAAUUUCGCAGUAGUACUCAACUGCAUGAAUUAACUCCUCAUCAUCAAAGUGGAGGUGAAAGAAGUGUUUCUACCAUGCUGUACUUGAUGGCCCUUCAGGAGCUCAAUAGAUGUCCAUUCAGAGUAGUGGAUGAAAUCAAUCAGGGUAUGGAUCCAAUCAAUGAACGAAGAGUGUUUGAGAUGGUUGUGAAUACUGCCUGUAAAGAGAACACUUCCCAGUACUUCUUCAUCACACCAAAGCUUCUACAAAAUCUUCCUUAUUCUGAAAAAAUGACAGUGUUAUUUGUCUACAAUGGUCCUCAUAUGUUGGAGCCAAACCGAUGGAAUUUAAAGGCUUUUCAGAGGCGGCGGCGAAGGAUUACCUUCACUCAACCUUCUCAGUGAAAGAAAAGGGAGGGGACUUCAGAGGUUUUCUUUUAACUGUUUAUACGUGUGGCUCAAGUGAAUAAAAGUUAGCAGAUUUAUUGAAAGAGAAAGAUUGGUUAUUUUUGAAAACCUGCUUUUAAAAACAAAUAGGUUGAUGAAAUGGAGACUGCAGUGACUCUAGAACAUUUUCUAGUGACAAUUAAGUCUUCGGUUUGGUUGAACUUGACUCCUUAGUCCUCUGUGAGCACUGGAUGGUGUGUAAAGAUGUGUACUGCCCCACAGUGUAGUGGCUCCCGAAUCCAGCACUUGAGAAGGAGAGGCAGGAGAUCAUGAGUAUGAGGCUAGUCUGGACUGCAAAGCCUGAUCCAAACUGUGUAGGCUGCACGUAGAGUGGGAUCAUGUGUCAUAACAAAAAGGUAUUUCCUGUUGGAAAUCAAAGGUAUGGAAAAAUGCGGAUUGCAUUCACAAAGCAUUUACUAAGUGCAGUAGCUCUGAGUAUUGAUUGCAGGAGAACUUUCUGACUUUCAAACCUUAAAGGCAACUCAGAAUUAGAAAAAUCCCACUUUCUUCCAGUAUUAUAUUUUUUAAAAACUGAUAUGGGAAUGUCUAUUUCAUGGAUACUGGUUUGUGGCAGUUCUGUUCAUUUCUUUGUGUUAAAGAUUACCUUAUUUUCAUGGAAAGCAUGUUUAUGGGCCUUUAACACUUCUACAAAACUUGAUGCUACAAUUUUAUUGGUAUUUCAAAGAAUUGGGAAAACAUAUACACAAGGGGCUUUAAAAUGGCAGCAGGAUUAUAAGAGGUCACAAGGUAAAGAUGACAGAUACAGCCCAAACAUUAACAGAAUGAAAUGAGGUGUUAAAAACUCAAAGAACAAGUUUUGUGGUGGUGUUCCUUGUUCUGUUUUGGGCUUUUGUUUGUUGCUUUUUUUUUUUUUAAUUUAAAAUCAAAUGUAUUUUACAUCUUAAAUUUCUAAAAGCAUUUUUAUAAUUUAAUAAGCUUUUUCUUAAGAUUUCAUAUACGAGUUUUUACAAUUUGUAUUUGAAAUUUCUCAGUGCUAUGUAAAGAGUAAUAGCAAAGUAUUGAUUAUUUAAAAUCAUGUUUACAAGAUUAAUCAGACCCUAUAUUUUAGAAAAAUCUCAUCUAAAUUCUCCCAGCUUAAAAAAAAA
Messenger RNA from Cricetulus griseus (Chinese hamster), 1587 nucleotides. The record is from RefSeq and is a predicted model, not a curated record. Lineage: Eukaryota; Metazoa; Chordata; Mammalia; Rodentia; Cricetidae.